This is a messenger RNA of Cladophialophora yegresii CBS 114405, 261 nucleotides long. RefSeq lists its product as uncharacterized. Bases 1 to 261 code for a protein of 86 amino acids. Lineage: Eukaryota; Fungi; Ascomycota; Eurotiomycetes; Chaetothyriales; Herpotrichiellaceae. The transcript is spliced from 5 exons. The record is from RefSeq and is a predicted model, not a curated record.
AUGGGCGUCCCCUUCGAGGCAUUUCUGCCAUACGUGAUUAUGGUGGGCAUGUUCGGCGUCACAGGUGCUGGCCUCGCCUCAAUAAGAUACUACGCAAACGACUUCAAGCAACCGCGGAGACAGUUGGAUAUCUGGGAUAGACAGAUGAUGGAGCGGGAUUACCGAUUGACAGGCAAGAUCAGAGGGCAAUCUGAUGCAGUGGCAGCACCUCCAGCAUUCGAAGUGAACAGCAGGUGGAAGGCCGAGCCUCGGAUCACUUAA